Messenger RNA from Drosophila rhopaloa, 1671 nucleotides. RefSeq lists its product as uncharacterized. The transcript has a single exon. The record is from RefSeq and is a predicted model, not a curated record. NCBI's taxonomy places the organism in Eukaryota, Metazoa, Arthropoda, Insecta, Diptera, Drosophilidae. Bases 1 to 1671 code for a protein of 556 amino acids.
AUGGUAUUGGGGAGAUCUCAUCAAAUGGCGCUGAAUCGGUUUAUGCAAUUGGAAAGGCGUCUGUCGAACGACCCGGGGCGGUGGAACAAAUAUGUGGAGGAGAUCGAGGAGUACUUUUCGCUUGAGCAAAUAGCGCCUGCUGUGGGCAGUGAGAGCAGUCUAAUGAAGCGCACAUCUUCGAAUAUGCAUGUAGCUUCAUGCGUGCUUCCGCACCAUGCGGUCUUCAAGGAGGAACUCCAUUCGAUCAAACAAAGAAUCGUAUUCGAUGCCUCCUCAAGAACUAGUAACGGGAGAUCAUUGAACGAUAUACUUUGUAUCGGACCCACUUUGCAGAACGACAUGUCAUCGGUUAUACUCAACUGGCGGAAAUAUCGUUUUGUUUUCACGGCGGAUAUACAGAAGAUGUAUCGCUGCAUAGAUGUUCACCCAGAAGACGCCCAAUAUCAGCGGAUUUUAUGGCGGGCGGCGGAUGGAGCCAUCAAUGUUUUUGCGUUAUCGACAUUGACCUUUGGGACGGCUUCAGCACCGUUCACAGCUAUCAGAGUUAUUCAACAGCUGGCAAAGGAUGAGCAGCUUUCAUUUCCUAAGGCCAAGGAGGUGCUGAUGAACGAAAUAUAUGUAGACGACAUUCUUUCUGGAGGACAUACUAUAGAGGAGGCAGAGGAUAAGCGGUUGCAGGUAUCGGGUGCUAUAAAAUCCGCACGCAUGGAGUUGCGAAAGUGGGCCAGCAACGAUUCGAGACUUUUGCUCUCGAUUCCGUCAGAGUACCAUUGCACUCAGACCCUGUUAAGUUGGGACACUACAGAUCCCAUAAAGGCUUUAGGAAUGUAUUGGCUGCCAAACAAGGACUGUUUUAAAUACCAGAUCAACUUCGAGAUGCCAGUCAGCUCCACAAAGAGGAUGAUCCUAUCCAGUAUAGCAAGGUUGUUUGACCCGCUGGGUCUCAUUGCGCCGGUCAUCAUCUCGGGAAAACUUAUAUUGAAGGAGGUUACCAUGGCCAAGACAAAGCAGGCAGAUGGCACGCAGACGGUUUUGGGCUGGGACGACGCGGUUCCUGAUAAUAUCGCAGAGCGAUGGCGAGUAUUUCGAGACCACUUACUGAGGAUCGGCGAGAUAAGCAUAGAUCGGUGGAUCCAUUACACCCCAUCUUCAAUAUCCUCAGUGCAGAUGCAUGCAUUUUGCGACGGAUCUUCCACGUCUUAUGCAGCCGCUGUGUACCUAAGAGUAGAGCAUCAGGACGGAAGAUGCUAUACAUCUCUGAUGGCUGCAAAAUCAAAGGUUACUCCCACCAAGCCCCUAACUAUACCUCGAACAGAGUUAAGUGGAGCGGUAUUGGCCAUCAAAUUGGUGAGGUGGCUAACUAUGGCUAAGUUUCUGAGCUCCUUUCUGGUCCAGACUUUCUAUUGGACGGAUGCUACAAUUGUGCUGCACUGGUUGCAUGGAGACGUCAAUAAAUGGAAGACCUUUGUUGCGAAUAGAGUCGCCUUCGUUUUGGAUCAUUCCUCGCCAAUUCAGUGGAGGCACGUUAGCACUACCGAGAAUCCAGCGGAUUGCGCUACACGCGGUCUCACUCCCAUCGAGCUAAAGGACUUCGAUCUGGCGAGGGCCAGAGUGGCUCGUACGCAAUCAAGACUGUUGGCCAUCGACAGAUUUCGGUCAAAUUGGCAUUAA